UUAACUAAUCUUUGUCCACUAACCACAGCCAGCCAAAAGAUUCGUGUCUGCCACUUCCAAUAACCUCACAUAAAAGACGUACUUGGCAGUUAUCCUUGUUGUGUUGAUAGGGUCAAAACUGGCCCUUGUUUUCCUUUCUUCCAUCUCCUUUUACUCUAUUUGACCAAGUAACUGGAUUUGCACUCCAAUCCUGUUGAUGUCAAUUAUUCAUUGCCUUCACUAUAUAAAGCCAAACCACCACCCUCUCACUCAACAAAUUCAGCCACCUAAAUAACCAGAAAGCAAAUAUGCCGCUCUCUUGCACGAAAUCCUAUUUUCAGCGCUUCUGUGAUGAUGGGUUCCAAAUGGAAAGCAACGGCUACAGCUUCUCCAGUGACCUAUUGCCAUCUUUGGGAGCAACUAUAAACCAGUCUGCUAAGCUGAGAAAGUUUAUAAUUUCUCCCUAUGACACCCGAUACAGAGCUUGGGAGAUGUUCCUCAUUCUUCUGGUAAUUUAUUCAGCCUGGGUCUGUCCGUUUGAACUAGCGUUUCUGAGAUACCUGCCCACGAAGCUUUUUCUGGCAGAAAACAUUGUCAACAGCUUUUUUGCAGUUGAUAUUGUUCUCACCUUCUUUGUUGCAUAUCUAGAUCGAAAAUCUUAUCUCUUAAUUGAUGAUCCGAAGAGAAUUGCAACCAGGUAUCUAUCCACCGGGUUCAUCUUCGAUGUCUGUUCAACAGCUCCAUUUCAGCCACUCAGCUUCCUUUUCAUGAGUCAUGGGAAUGGCCUUCUUUUCAAAAUACUCAAUAUGCUCCGACUGUGGCGCCUCCGUCGGGUCAGUUCACUGUUUGCGAGGCUUGAGAAGGAUAUCCGGUUCAACUAUUUCUGGACCCGAUGCACAAAGCUUGUCUUAGUUACUCUUUUUGCAGUACACUGUGCUGGAUGCUUCAACUAUUUAAUUGCUGAUAGAUACCACGACGCAAAAAGAACCUGGAUAGGUGCAGUAAUGCCGAAUUUCAGAUCAGAAAGUCUGUGGAUCAGAUAUGUAACAGCAAUUUACUGGUCCAUUACAACACUGACAACGACUGGUUAUGGCGACUUACAUGCUGAGAACACAGGAGAAAUGUUGUUUGAUAUCUUCUACAUGCUGUUUAAUUUAGGACUGACCGCUUACCUCAUUGGAAACAUGACGAACCUUGUUGUUCAUGGAACCAGCCGCACCAGAAACUUUGUUACAGAAAUGCAGGCUGAAUACUUUCCACCCAAGGAAGAUGUAAUACUUCAGAAUGAAACUCCAACAGAUCUUUAUAUAUUAGUAUCAGGAGCAGUGGAGCUAAGAGCAGAUUUUAAUGGAAUAGAACAAGUUCAUGGAAAGGUAUCUUCUGGGGAAAUAUUUGGGGAGAUUGGGGUUCUAUGUUACAGACCACAACCAUUUACCGUUCGUACAAUUGAGCUCUCACAGAUACUGAGGUUAAGUAGCAUUACACUCAUGAACUUGAUUAGAGAAAACAUGGAAGAUGGUAACAUCGUAAUGAACAACCUAUCCCAGAAGCGGAAGACACACGAAAGCUUAUUUGCGGGUGUGCAACAUGAAGAUCCAAGAUUAGUCAAUGAAAGGUUUGAUGGAGGACCAAUCAGAGAAUAUGAGAACUUCUCUACUCAACACCAAGAAAAUCAGGUCCAGAAACAGCCGAUAAUGAAAUCUAUGGACACAGGAAUCAUAUCAUGCAAGGCAGCAGAGAAUAACAAUCUGGACCUGAUUAAAGAGAGUUCGGGGGAUGAUGCAAAUUCAACAGAUGCGGAUGGCCAAACAGCCCUUCAUAGGGCUAUUCAAGACAGCCACUUUGAAAUGGUUAAGUUAUUGGGUGAACAAGAAGCAAAUAUAGAUAUCCCAGAUGCUAGUAGUUGGACACCGAAGGAAUUGGCUGAGAAAGAGAGAGAGAAGGAUAUCUAUCAACUGUUAUUAAAUCACAAAAGGAGGACAAGAUUCACAACAGAAGAUCAUCAAAUUGCAAUCAGAUCAACUAACAGAAGCAGAAACAAUACAAUUCAAGGCAAUUGCGAAAGGAGCCAACAAUUCAUACACUCAAUAUUUCCUGCAUGUUCAACAAGAGGAACCCAUUCAGUUGAUAGCAAUCACAUAAAAAUGAUCAACAAAAGAGUCACCAUUCAUAUGUAUUCUCAAAAUUCACAAAGUUCAAGAGAACAAUUUGGAAAGCUGAUAACCCUACCUGGUACUCUGGACGAGCUCUUCAGAAUCGCUGGUCAGAAGUUCGCUGGUCAUCAUCUUACAAAAGUUAUCAAUCAAGAUUAUGCAGAAAUAGAUGACAUUACAGUAAUCCGAGAUGGGGACCAUCUGUUUUUUCUUGAGAUACAAGAACAAUUCGAGCUCUGCAUAGUGAACUGACAUGGCUAUUCAAGAAAUGUAACAGCAAUACCCAUAUCCAUAGUAUAAGCCCCAUGCAUAAGAAAAAGUCAGAAUAAAAAAUUACAUACUUGCCAACUGAUUUUUGCCAUCACUUCCCAAAGUAAACUAGAUAUAUAAAUUUCAAUAUCUCCAACAAUUAAACUGCAAAUCUAUAUUGUAAUUACAUCAGACUGCUUGGUUCACAAUAAAAGGAGAAAACCCAG
Elaeis guineensis (African oil palm) is the source of this 2608-nucleotide messenger RNA. The record is from RefSeq and is a predicted model, not a curated record. NCBI's taxonomy places the organism in Eukaryota, Viridiplantae, Streptophyta, Magnoliopsida, Arecales, Arecaceae.